Messenger RNA from Zasmidium cellare ATCC 36951, 777 nucleotides. RefSeq lists its product as uncharacterized. Lineage: Eukaryota; Fungi; Ascomycota; Dothideomycetes; Mycosphaerellales; Mycosphaerellaceae. Gene Ontology annotation, cellular component: spliceosomal complex; cytosol. The record is from RefSeq and is a predicted model, not a curated record. The coding region runs from base 1 to 777 and encodes 258 amino acids. The transcript has a single exon. Gene Ontology annotation, biological process: mRNA cis splicing, via spliceosome.
AUGGAGCAAAUCACCGCCGCACCCUCUCCCAGCGCUUUCACGCCCCUCUCCGACCACCAAGCCCAAACACCCGGCACUUUCUUCGCCAGCAAACCCGUCCUGCACCUCCACGCCAUCGCCCGCAUCACCGCCGACAACAAUACCGACCUCCAGCGAUUGACGAGUCCCGUGGACGUCUACGUUACCUCCCAUCACCUGAUCCUCUUCUCGUCCGCUGCAUCCCUCGGCUUUCAGAUCCCCUAUCCGACCAUCACCGUCACGGCACAGGAUGGCGCGGACGUGCUGCUUGAAUUGAACUUAUCCGAUGAGGAUACUGCGGAUGAGGAUAUUGAGUUUUUGCAGAUGCGGAUCACGCCGGAGAGCAUUGUGAAGGAGUAUGAUGAGGAAGAAGAAGAGCAAGCGAGUGCCGGCGCGGGAACUGCGACGAACGGCACGACGAGCGGGAACGAUGCCUCCACGGCAUUGUUCAAGGCGAUUUCGGAUUGCCAGGAGCUGAAUCCCGAUCCGCGGGGAGACGACGAUGAAGGUGGCGAGGGAGCCUUCGAUGAGACGGCCCCGGGGGCUACAGGGUGGAUCACGAGUGAGAAUAUGGCAGAUUUCAUGGACGAGGAUGGGAAUUUCAGGAUGCCUGCUGGGAUGACUGUUGUUGGGGGCGAGGAGGAGGAUGGGGAGGGAGCUGUGACGUUGGGUGCUGGGGCGGGGACGACGAGGACGGCGGCGGAGGCGAAUGAUGAGGGGGAUGAGGAGGAGGAGAGUAAGUGGCAGAGAACUGGAUGA